AUGCCGCAAGAUCUCAAGAAGCUGAUGCCCCAGGCCAAAAUGUAUCGGUCGGGGCCCUACACGUGCGAAGCUGCGAAUGCAGAAAAGGUAGAAGGCGAGACGGUCCCGCGCCGCAACCUGGCCGCGAAAGAAGGCCUGAUAAUGAAGCCCCACGACAACGUAGCCACACUGUACGACGUUCUGCGACACUCAGCCGCCAAGUUCGGAAACGCAAAGGCAGUCGGUGCGCGCAAAGUCGUCAACGUACACGAGGAGACGAAGAAGGUCAAGAAGAUGGUCGAUGGCAAGGAGCAGGAGGUAGAUAAGAAGUGGCAGUACUUCGAGCUCAGCCCGUACAAGUACAAGAGCUUCGUCGAGUUUGAGAAGAUGGCUCUCUCGGUGGGCUCGGGACUCAAGUCGCUCGGCUUCAACCCACAGGACAGGCUGCAUCUGUUCGCCGCGACAAGCAUGCAAUGGCUUGCGUCCGCACAUGGCGCCAUCUCCCAAUCCAUGGCCAUUGUUACCGCAUACGACACACUGGGAGAGGAGGGUCUCAAGCACUCCAUGCUCCAGACCAACGCGAAGGUCAUGUUCACAGACCCAGAGCUACUGCCCAGGCUCGUCAACCCAAUGAAGGAGGCCAAGGAUGUUCAGGUCGUCGUGUACUGCACCAAGAACGACCCCAAGCAGAAGGACAUCGACACCCUCACCCAGGCCCACCCGCACUUGAAGGUCAUAAGCUUCGACGACUUGGUCAAGAUGGGCGAGCAGAGCCCUGCAGAACCCAUCCCACCCAAGGCCGACGACCUGGCUUGCAUCAUGUACACGUCCGGAUCUACAGGUACCCCGAAGGGAGUUAUGAUCAAGCACCGUAACGUCGUUGCUGCUAUUGCUGGUGUCGACGUCAUCGUUGGCAAGUACCUCGGACCAGGCGAUGUUCUCAUUACCUACCUUCCCGCAGCGCAUAUUCUCGAGUUUGUCUUUGAAAAUGCCGUACUCUACUGGGGCGGUACUAUGGGUUACGGAACCAUCAGGACGCUCUCAGACCAGUCGGUGCGCAACUGUGCCGGUGACAUCCGUGAGCUGAAGCCGACUGUUAUGGUCGGUGUGCCUCAGGUGUGGGAAACCAUCAAGAAAGGCAUCGUCAACAAGGUUGAGGCAGGAGGCGCUGUCAAGAGUAACAUGUUCUGGGGCGCGUACGCUGCCAAGGGCUUCCUUCUUGGCUCAGGACUACCUGGCAGCGGUAUUCUUGACGCCAUCGUCUUCAACAAGGUCAAGGAAGCCACCGGUGGCAGGCUCCGAAUUUGCAUGAACGGUGGUGGACCCAUCGCGAAGGAAACCCAGCGCUUCAUCUCUAUCGCCAUUACGCCCAUGAUCAGCGGAUACGGUCUGACUGAAACCUGCGCUAUGGGUGCGCUCAUGGACCCCUUGGCUUGGAACGAGCAUGCUCUCGGCGAAAUGCCUGGUUCGGUCGAAAUGAAGCUCGUCGACUUUGCAGACGCCGGCUACUUCUCCACUAACAACCCACCCCAAGGAGAGAUCUGGAUCCGUGGUGGUGGUGUUGUGGACGGUUACUUGGACAUGCCUGAGGAGACGAAGGAGGCGUUUACCGACGAUGGCUGGUUCAAGACUGGUGACGUCGGAGAGUUUAAUGCCAACGGUGAAAUCCGCAUCAUCGACCGUAAGAAGAACUUGGUCAAGACGCUCGCUGGAGAGUACAUUGCGCUUGAGAAGCUCGAGUCUGUCUACCGCUCAGCGCCCAUUGUUGCCAACAUCUGUGUCUAUGCUGCGGAAGACCGUCAGAAGCCUGUCGCUAUUAUCGUGCCUACCGAACCGCAACUCAAGAAGAUUGCAUCGGCAGAAGGCGUCAGUGGCGACUCUCUGGAGGAGCUAGUUCACGAUAAGAAGAUUAACUCUGCUGUGCUCAAGCAAUUACAGCAAGCCGGCCAAAAGGGCGGCCUGGCUGGCUUUGAGAUGAUUGAGGGUGUUGUAUUGGCAGACGAGGAAUGGACACCACAGAACGGUCUCACCACUGCUGCACAGAAGCUCAACCGCAAGGGCAUCUUGAAGCAAUACCAGAAGGAAGUUGACCAGGCUUACGGCAAGUCGUCGUAG
Alternaria burnsii is the source of this 2094-nucleotide messenger RNA. Its product is annotated as long-chain-fatty-acid-ligase 1. Bases 1 to 2094 code for a protein of 697 amino acids. The record is from RefSeq and is a predicted model, not a curated record. Lineage: Eukaryota; Fungi; Ascomycota; Dothideomycetes; Pleosporales; Pleosporaceae. Gene Ontology annotation, cellular component: endoplasmic reticulum; lipid droplet; plasma membrane. Gene Ontology annotation, biological process: long-chain fatty-acyl-CoA metabolic process; long-chain fatty acid metabolic process. Gene Ontology annotation, molecular function: long-chain fatty acid-CoA ligase activity. The transcript is spliced from 4 exons.